ACCAGUUGUUAAUGAGCAGUAGUUAUUAACACACUACUUUAUUUUGCCACCGAAUUAUAUUUAAAAUAUAAUAAAACUGUUAAGAUUUUGUACAGGAAAAGGUUUUUUGUAAACCACUAUAAACCAUCGAUUUAUUGCAAUGGCAUAUACUACCGAAAUUUCAACUAUUACCGAUACAGUGAAUAUCACAAACAUUAGAACAGCUUUCGUAAAACCAUCGCCUGUUCCAUCAGCUAUAACAUUUACUUUAGGAGUAGUUGGAAAUAUUGUUGCUAUUUUUGUACUUGUUCGGGGUUCUGAACGACAUAAAUGGAACGUAUUUUACAGAUUUGUCACAGCAUUAGCAAUUACAGAUUUGUUUGGGAUUCUUACAACAGCUCCGGUGGCUUUUGCUGUAUAUGACAAUAAUCUAAAAUGGGUUGGAGGAGAACCUUUGUGUCACUAUAUGUCAUUUAUGUUGAUUUUCGCAGGACUAGCAACAGUUUUGCUUGUUGGUGCCAUGGCGUUGGAUAGGUAUUUGGCAAUCCUGCAUCCAUUUAAAUAUAACUCAGCCUCCAGAUACACUAUUGUUAAUUUUGUUGUAUUUGGAAUUUGGUUAUUUUCUGCGUUAAUUGCUGCAUUGCCGUUGUUUGGACUUGGUGAAAAUGUUAAGCAGUUUCCAAAAACAUGGUGUUUCUUUAAUUUUUUCGGCGACAGGACUGAAGAUGAAUUUUAUGCCUACUUUUAUGCUGCACUCGGACUUGGGACAAUUUUUCUAACUGCUGUUUUAAAUGUCUGUGUCAUACUUGGACUAAUAACCGGGAAAAGAAGCCAUAUUCGUCGCGGAAGCGUUACUAGUCGAAAAGCAAGAGCACGGACGGAUGUUUACAUCACAAUUUUUCUAGUAGCAAUAUUUGUAGUGUUCGCUGUCUGUUGGGCUCCAUUUCUUGUCAGAAUUAUUAUCAACCAGAGUCGUACUGUAUCGCGAAACAUUAAAGCUGACCUUUUAACCUUACGACUUGCUACCUUAAAUCAAAUUUUAGAUCCAUGGGUGUAUAUUUUGUUCCGGCGUGAGAUGUUAAGUAAAUUCGCAUAUUGUUGCAAAACGCAAGGUCAAGAUUCAUUCUUCAGAAGACUUGUUAGCUUUACUACAGGUAGCUUCAGAAGUAAUACACCAACCACUGAGACCAGCACAAAUGGGACGCCAGUACCACAGAGACGCCAUGUCAUCUCAUUUGUGGCACGACUUCCCCAAGAAAGUUAUAAAGAUGACAGCGAAAACAAUAAUCAAGACGAGACAAUAGACGAGACUUUAAUGUCACAAGAUAAUAUGUAAUUCAAUUUAUACUCGUAAUUGCACACUAGUGAUAUCAACAACCUUUUGCAAGUCAGUAAAUUAUGCAAAUUGUUCGAGACUUCCAAAGUCCAAAAUAGUAUCAUCAUUUUAUAAAUUAUCUUUUUUAUUUAAAAGUAAAAAAGUCUAAAGAAACUAUAAUCAUUUUUAUCAAGAGUAUUCAUAUUUUAGUUGCGGAAGAUUUCAUGAUAUUCUAGUUGACUAGACAUGAUCGAUGGAAUGGGAACGGUCAGUCAAUCAUAAUCAAUGCUUUAUUCUCUGUUUUAUAUUUAUCGUUUACUUAUUUACUUUUUGUGCCCAUAAUUUUAAAUUUUCGAAUCGCCGCAUUUGAUAAAGAUGGUUUCUAAAUGUAAAUAAAGUCUCCAUAUUUUCUGAUGGAUUCAAAGAAGUAUGGCUAUUUAUUAUUUUAAUAUUAUCUAAUAGUGAUUUAAUCCUUAAUUAUAAAUUGUUUUAUGAAAAUUAAGAACUGUAAAUAGUAUGAUAUGUAACACAAUAACAACAAGGAGUUGUGGUAUGAUUUCAAAUGAGACAUUUCCAUUGUUAUAAUUAAGACCAAAGGACGGAAAUGUGAACAUACGUCCUUCAACAAAAUUUCAAUAAAACAAUUGAAAAGAGAAAACCUGUUUUAUACUACAACAAAAAAAUACAAAUGGCAGACAUCAAACAACGACAAUCAUUGCCUUACAUGUUCCUGGAUUUGGAGAGGCUUAUAAGGAAUGCGGCGGGGCUACCUUGGAAAGGGGCGUUACAAUUCAAUAUGAUAAUGAACGUGAAAGAUCUGUUGGAAAGAUCUUGAGUCAUCAGAUCUGUACUAAGCACAAAAGCAAAUAGCAAAAAGACAAAGGACUGUAAAAAUCAGUUGAUAAGGUCAUAAGUCUUCAGAUAGGAAUAAGACAAAAAAGCUAACAAUAAGACAAAAGACAUUUAGGAUACACUUAUAGUAUAAUAGUAUAAUAGAAACCGAAAAGCUUAGUUUUCGUAAAUCAUUAGUUCAUUCAUCUGGGGUUUCCGUGCGUUUUUGGGGUCACCGAUUAGGUUGCUUUUACAAGCUGUACAAGUUGAGGAAUCUACAAAGGGUACAUUUUCUUACGCUAAAUGUUGUUUAUUUUAAAAUUUUUAAGUCUUUUAAAUUUAAUUAAUAUACAAAUAAAAAAUGUGGUAUGAUUGCCAAUGAGACAACUCUCCACCAGAGACGUAGAAGUUAACAACUAUAGAUCACCGUACGGUAUAUUUGCAUUCGAAAUAUACUAAGUUAUGUUAUUUAUUCAAACAGCUUCAAUAAACAUGCAUGGCAUUAUAUUUUGACCACUAAGUGGUGCGUUAUUUGUAUACAAAGGAGACGGAUUUGUAAAAGCAACUUUGCUUGUUUCUGAAUCCUAGAUAUUUAUUUCAUGUAUAUUAUUAGUAAGUGAUAAUUUCUUUGAAUAAAUAUUGUUUAAACUAAUAAACAUGUACAGUUACAAAUAAAAAUACAUGAUUAAGUGUAGAUGCACUAGUUGACAGUGUUUCCAUUAUGAUUAAGGUUUGUGGUGUGUUAGGAAAGUUAUCUCCCCUCGUUACUUAUUAAAACGUUUUUAGACGAUGACAAAUGUCAAAUAACUACACAUGUUUCAACCAAACGUAUUCAAGGGAAAAUCGGGUUACUUUUUGUCAAGGCAUAAAUAAUCAGAAAAUGAACAAAACAGGGAGGUUAGGGACAAAUUUAAACCAGUCGACAAGGACCUGAAAAAAAUCGUUGGUAUGGUGAGUUUGAUUUAGGAAAAUGUGGUAUACAAUGAUACAGUCAACCUAGCAAGUUAUCUUGAAAUGAUUGAUUCCAUUAUUUAUAUGGCCGUUUAGAAGAACAUGUAAACUAUGUGACAUAAUGUUUUAUGUAAACUAUGUGACAUAAAGUUUUAUGUAAACUAUGUGACAUAAAGUUUUAUGUAAACUAUGUGACAUAAAGAUUUAUGUAAACUAUGUGACAUAAUGUUUUAUGUAAACUAUGCGACAUAAAGUUUUAUGUAAACUAUGUGACAUAAAGUUUUAGGUCUUUGGUAUCAAAAUCAAGCAAAUAAAGAUUGAUAAACAUA
This is a messenger RNA of Mytilus californianus (California mussel), 3405 nucleotides long. Its product is annotated as prostaglandin E2 receptor EP4 subtype-like. Gene Ontology annotation, cellular component: plasma membrane. The record is from RefSeq and is a predicted model, not a curated record. The transcript has 2 exons. Bases 140 to 1315 code for a protein of 391 amino acids. Gene Ontology annotation, biological process: adenylate cyclase-activating G protein-coupled receptor signaling pathway; inflammatory response; positive regulation of cytosolic calcium ion concentration. Gene Ontology annotation, molecular function: G protein-coupled receptor activity. Lineage: Eukaryota; Metazoa; Mollusca; Bivalvia; Mytilida; Mytilidae.